AUGGACAAACUGCCCACCCACACCGCCCAAAUCCUAGCGACCCUUCCUGAGGAUUUAGACUUAAUGAAAAUGGCUGAAAUAGCCGACAAAAUCACUGAAGCUAAAGCCCUCAAUAGCAUGCACAUCCCCGAACCACACGGCACCCCCGUCGACGACUUAAUAAACAAGUUGCAACAGCAAAUUAACAAGUUGUCAAUUCAACUAGAUCGUCUAAGCAGAGAGCGUUCGCCCCCAGCUCACAACUUAUACAAGUCACACCGGCGCAGGCAACUAGGCGAUGUACUAAGCCGUGCCUGUUCAAAGCCCAGCCGGCAUCUACAUAUAAACAGCAGGCGGGAAACGCCAGCCCCAACAACGCAUGAAGACGGUGUCUUGGGGGAGACAGAAUCAACCGUCUCUUUUAUGUUCGGGACAAUCCCAGUGGCCGCAGAAGACAUCCAUAAGACGGCGAUCACAACUCCUUCUGGUCUGUAUGAAUUCCUUCGAAUGGCUUUUGGGCUUCGAAACGCGUCACAAUCGUUUCAACGUCUGAUCGACGAAGCACUACGUGGUUUGUCGCAUUCGUUUGCCUACAUCGAUGAUCUACGUGUAGCAAGCGCCAACAUGGACGAACACGUGCUUCACACCAAGGACAUCUGUGUUCCUUCUUUAAAUAAUUGUGAUUUUGUUUUCGUAAGACAAGACACCCUCAAGAAGCCACUGACACCCAGCUACUCAGGUCCAUUUCGAGUUCUCUCUCGUCAUACCAAGUUUUUCACCAUUCAGCUCAGUAGUGGUCAAUCGAAUAUCUCGAUCGAUCAUCUUAAACCAGAGUACAUUGAGCAGAAUGUUACAAUCAUCACCACCACCUAG
Molecule: messenger RNA, 852 nt
Organism: Acanthosepion pharaonis
Lineage: Eukaryota; Metazoa; Mollusca; Cephalopoda; Sepiida; Sepiidae
Source: the annotation of a GenBank genome assembly